AAGGGUCCGGGAUCCUUGGGACAUCCCUACCCCAUUAAUUAUGACAUUUUACAUGUUUAGGGUAGAAGUUAAGGUUAGGGUUUGGGGUUUAGGGUAGGGACGUCCCAAGGAUUCCAGAUCUCACUGACUGAAGAAGAAGGGGCAAGUGUGCAGCUAUCUCGGUCUGGUGAAACCCUUAUCAACUGAAUACGGUUCUGGGCAGCUUCUAGACAAAUACAUAGUCACCCCCGUGAGUUCCUGACAGUUAUCUUUGAAUGAUAAUCAAGUCAUCAUCAGACGCACUUAUUGAACCUAUUAAGAUCUCAGCGCUAGAGCGCGCUCGAUGAAAUUUGACCAGUUAUUAUUUUACACCGAGUUGCAUUGUGGGAGUGGUCUUACUUCCGGGCGGCAGCGUGUUGAAAAAGCAUUGUAAGGACUGGAUUUUUUUUAAAUCAAGAAACCCGCUUAUAAACAUUUUUUUUGAUUUCACAGUUAGCCGUCGUUAUGGUAAAAUUAUCGGCAGAGCUAAUUGAGCAGGCUGCUCAGUACACAAACCCCGUGCGCGACAGGGAGCUGGAUCUGCGAGGUUACAAAAUUCCUGUACUUGAAAACCUUGGGGCUACACUUGACCAGUUUGAUACCAUCGAUUUCUCUGACAAUGAAAUCAGAAAACUGGACGGCUUCCCUUUGCUCAAGAGGCUCAAAACGCUGCUCAUGAACAACAACAGAAUAUGUCGUGUUGGUGAAAACCUUGAACAGGCAUUGCCGAGUAUGAGGGAACUGAUCCUCACAAGCAACAACAUCCAGGAAUUGGGUGAUUUGGAUCCGCUAGCCUCAGUGAAGACAUUGACCCUUCUCAGUCUCCUAAGGAAUCCAGUGACCAACAAGAAGCACUACAGGCUCUAUGUCAUCAACAAAAUUCCCCAGAUUCACGUGCUUGACUUCCAGAAGGUCAAGUUAAAGGAGCGUCAGGAGGCGGAGAAAAUGUUCAAGGGCAAACGAGGUGCUCAGCUUGCAAAGGAUAUUGCCAAGCGGACCAAAACGUUCACCCCCGGAGCUGCCGUGCAGCAGCCUGAGAAGAAGAAGAUGGGACCAUCUCCCGCUGACGUGGAAGCGAUCAAGAAUGCAAUAGCGAACGCCUCGUCUCUGGCCGAGGUGGAGAGGUUGAAGGGGAUGCUGCAGGCUGGUCAGAUCCCCGGACGGGAGGUCAGACAAGUCCCCCCGGAAAUGGUGGAGGUGGAAGAGGAAGAGGAGGAGAACGGGGUUGUGCAUAUGCAACGAGAGAUACAGACAGAGGAAGGAAAUGGAGUGGAGGAGAUGGAAGAGGAUGUAGUGGAGGUACAGGGAAAGGUGGAGGAGGUACAGGGAAAGGUGGAGGAGGUAGCUGUCAAGGAGGUAGAGAAGGUAGAAAAGGAAGAAGAGAGGGAGGAGGGUAAAGAACAAGAGUCUGAGGAAGAUGAGUCUGAGGAUGAUGAUAUGGAUGAAGACUCACCGGUUAACGGAUCAUGACUCACCGGUUAACGGAUCAUUUUAUGCGGAUCUCAUGUCUCAAGUCUUGCUUGAUUUGUAAGUUUAUAUUUGUUGAACAUGCAUGUAAUGCCAUUUUUGUUAUUUUGAGAAAUGAAAAUACAAUAAACAUUUUUUUACAAAACUA
This is a messenger RNA of Salvelinus fontinalis (brook trout), 1633 nucleotides long. It is a transcript of the gene snrpa1, whose product is annotated as small nuclear ribonucleoprotein polypeptide A'. The record is from RefSeq and is a predicted model, not a curated record. Gene Ontology annotation, biological process: mRNA splicing, via spliceosome. Bases 484 to 1488 code for a protein of 334 amino acids. Gene Ontology annotation, molecular function: protein binding; U2 snRNA binding. Lineage: Eukaryota; Metazoa; Chordata; Actinopteri; Salmoniformes; Salmonidae. The transcript has 9 exons. Gene Ontology annotation, cellular component: U2 snRNP.